AUGACUCUGACAUAUAUGGAAUUGGAUUUUUUCUUUAGAGAAUCAACGAUCAAUGUCGUCGAAAUUGACAGUAGCGACGACGAAGACGGAUUUAGAGCCCCAAAUCGAAACAACACAUCAUCAAACCAACCUCCAUUACCGAGUUUACCGAAUAUUCAGAGAACUACGACAAUCCCUCCAUCGGAACCAAGCUAUCAGACGCUAGAGUUACGGAGUUUCUGGAAAGCCGGAGCCUAUGAAAUUGGUCCCACCAAAUCAGCUCCUUCCCAAGGUCAAUUGGAACAUGCCCGAGUUCAUCCGAAGUUUCUGCAUUCGAAUGCGACUUCCCAUAAGUGGGCCUUUGGAGCGAUUGCCGAGCUCUUGGAUAAUGCUGUGGAUGAGCAUGGUGGCUCAGAAGUUGUGGUGGCUUAA
This is a messenger RNA of Ilex paraguariensis (yerba mate), 411 nucleotides long. The record is from the annotation of a GenBank genome assembly. Lineage: Eukaryota; Viridiplantae; Streptophyta; Magnoliopsida; Aquifoliales; Aquifoliaceae.